CAAAAAAUGCUGCAUAGAGAGAAAGAGGAAGUCUCCCCUGCUGAGUGUGCAAGAGGAAGCAGAAGAUUCUGAGGGCCUGUAAGCCAUAAUGACUGUCUUACCCAUGAGCCAAUUACAGAGGCAACAGGAAGACCAGCACACCAACCAGCCUGGGUCCCUCUGCUGAGAGGGUGUCACCACCCAAGCUGAAAGUGUUUGGGGGAGAUCGGACUCUGCUGUUUGGGCGCUCCUCUUUCUCUGUGGCCAUCAUGUCGCUAACCUCUGCCUACCAGCAUAAAUUAGCAGAGAAGCUCACGAUCUUGAAUGACCGGGGCCAGGGGGUUCUCAUCCGUAUGUAUAACAUCAAGAAGACUUGUUCAGACCCCAAAUCCAAGCCAUCUUUCUUACUGGAAAAGUCCAUGGAGUCGUCUCUUAAGUACAUCAACAAGAAAUUCCCCAACAUAGAUGUCCGAAACAGCACGCAACACUUGGGACCAAUACAUCGGGAGAAAACUGAGCUAAUUAGAUUCCUCACCAACUACUACCAAUCGUUUGUGGAUGUCAUGGAAUUUCGGGAUCAUGUAUAUGAACUUCUCAACACGAUUGAUGCCUGCCUGUGCCAUCUUGAUAUUAAUCUCAACUUUGACUUCACUCGGAGUUAUCUGGACUUGAUUGUGACUUACACCUCAGUAAUUUUACUCCUAUCACGUAUUGAGGAUCGACGUAUACUCAUUGGCACCUAUAACUGUGCCCAUGAGAUGUUGCACGGGCAUAGUGACUCAAGUUUUGCCCGUCUGGGACAGAUGGUAUUAGAGUACGACCAACCUUUGAAGAAACUGACAGAGGAGUUUUACCCUCACACAAAGACUGUGAGUGGAGCCCUCCUGUCUUUGCACUUCCUCUUUGUCCGAAGGAACCAAGGGGCUGAGCAGUGGCGCGGUGCCCAACUUCUAAGUCUUAUCAGCACCCCUCCAGCCAUGAUUAACCCUGCUAAUUCAGACACAAUGGCCUGUGAGUACCUGUCUGUGGAAGUGAUGGAGCGCUGGAUUAUUAUUGGGUUCCUUCUCUGCCAUGGGUGUCUCAACUCUAAUAGCCAGUGCCAGAAGCUGUGGAAGCUAUGUUUGCAGGGCUCCCUGUACAUCACCCUCAUCCGGGAAGACGUGCUCCAGGUGCACAAGGUCACUGAGGACCUGUUGAGCAGUUUCAAAGGGUAUGGCAAGCGAGUGGCUGAUGUGAAGGAAAGCAAGGAAUAUGCAGUUGCAAACAGUGGGCAGUUUCACUGUCAACGACGGCAGUUUUUACGGAUGGCAGCAAAGGAGCUAGAAACUGUGUUAACUGAUGAACCAGGACUGCUGGGUCCCAAGGCCCUUUUUGCUUUCAUGGCCCUUUCUUUUAUUCGUGAUGAGGUCACCUGGCUGGUUCGCCACUCAGAAAAUGUCACCAAGACAAAGACACCUGAGGACUAUGCCGACUCGAGCAUCGCAGAGUUGCUUUUCUUGUUGGAGGGUAUUAGGUCUCUGGUCCGAAAACACAUCAAAGUGAUACAGCAGUACCAUCUUCAGUAUCUGGCCAGAUUUGAUGCUCUUGUGCUCAGUGACAUCAUCCAAAACCUGUCAGUAUGCCCUGAGGAGGAGUCAGUUAUCAUGUCCUCAUUUGUCAGCACUCUCUCGUCUCUGAAUCUCAGACAAGUUGAUGAUGGAAAGACAUUUGAAUUCUCUGGCUUGAGACUGGACUGGUUCCGUCUACAGGCGUAUACCAGUGUGGCUAAGGCUCCCCUGCAUCUGCAUGAGAACCCUGACUUAGCUAAGAUUAUGAACCUAAUUGUUUUUCACUCCCGAAUGCUGGACUCAGUAGAGAAAAUGCUGGUGGAAACUUCUGACCUGUCUAUUUUCUGCUUCCAUCUCCGGACUUUUGAGAAAAUGUUUGCAAUGACCCUGGAGGAACCUUCCAUGUUGCGCUACGCUAUUGCUUUCCCCCUGAUCUGUGCUCAUUUUGUCCAUUGCACUCAUGAGAUGUGCCCAGAGGAGUACCCUCACCUGAAGAACCAUGGCCUUCAUCAUUGCAACUCCUUCCUGGAAGAGUUGGCCAAGCAGACUAGCAACUGUGUGCUGGAGAUCUGUGCUGAACAGCGAAACCUGAGUGAGCAGCUUCUACCUAAGCACUGUGCCACCACCAUCAGCAAGGCCAAGAACAAGAAAGCCAUGAAGCAGAGGCAGACUCCCAAAAAGGGCGAGCCUGAGAGGGACAAGCCAGGAGCUGAGAGUCACCGGAAGAACCGCAGUGUUGUCACCAACAUGGACAAGCUCCAUUUAAGCUUGACAGAACUGGCACUGACAAUGAAUCAUGUACACAGUUUCACUGUAUUUGAACACAUUAUCUUCCCUUCAGAGUAUCUCAGCAGCCAUCUGGAGGCCAGACUCAACAGAGCUAUUGUGUGGCUGGCUGGCUACAACGCCAGUACCCAAGAGAUUGCAAGGCCUUCUGAGCUAUUGGCAGGAGUCAAAGCAUACAUCAGUUUCAUACAGUCACUGGCCCAGUUUUUGGGGACAGAUGUUUCCAGAGUCAUCCGCAAUGCCCUCCUGCAGCAGACACAGCCACUGGACUCAUGUGGGGAGCAGACAAUCACCACACUCUACACAAACUGGUAUCUCGAAAGUCUGCUUAGACAGGCUAGUGGUGGGACCAUUAUCCUCUCUCCAGCCAUGCAAGCCUUCAUCAGCCUCCCUAGGGAGGGGGAGCAGAACUUCAGUGCAGAGGAGUUCUCUGACAUCUCAGAGAUGCGGGCCUUGGCUGAACUCUUGGGCCCCUAUGGCAUGAAGUUCCUGAGUGAAAACCUGAUGUGGCAUGUGACCUCCCAGAUUGUGGAGCUGAAGAAGCUGGUUGUGGAAAACAUGGAUGCACUUGUUCAGAUCAGAUCCAACUUCAGCAAGGCGGACUUAAUGGCUUCUCUGGUGCCCCAGCUGAUAGGGGCUGAUAACGUACUAAAGCGCAUGACCAUCAUUGGUGUUAUUCUCAGCUUUAGAGCCAUGGCCCAGGAGGGACUUCGGGAGGUUUUCUCUUCCCACUGCCCAUUUCUUAUGGGUCCCAUUGAGUGCCUGAAGGAUUUUGUCACUCCAGACACAGACAUCAAGGUGACCCUGAGUAUCUUUGAGCUGGCAUCUGCUGCAGGAGUGGGCUGUGAUAUUGACCCAGCCCUGGUGGCUGCAAUUGCUAAUCUGAAAAAUGACACAUCAUCCCCCGAGGAAGACUAUAAGGUGGCCUGCUUGCUCUUCAUCUUCCUUGCUGUUUCCCUCCCACUCCUUGCCAGUGACCCUUCUUCCUUCUAUAGCAUUGAGAAGGAUGGUUACAACAACAAUAUUCACUGCUUGACCAAAGCCAUUAUCCAGGUGUCUGCUGCCCUCUUCACACUCUACAACAAGAACAUUGAAACUCACCUCAAGGAAUUCCUGGUGGUGGCAUCCGUCAGCCUCCUGCAGCUGGGCCAGGAGACAGAUAAGCUUAAAACCAGAAACCGGGAAUCCAUUUCUCUGCUCAUGCGCUUGGUGGUGGAGGAAUCAUCCUUCCUGACCCUGGACAUGCUGGAGUCCUGUUUCCCUUAUGUCCUGCUUCGAAAUGCCUAUCGGGAAGUAUCCCGGGCCUUUCACCUGAACCGAGUGCCAGCUAACACCCACUGAAGUGCCUUUGGGAUCCACCUAAACCCACGACUCACUGGAUGCUGUGGCCAUUUUCUCCAGGGGUGGGAAUGAGGCAGAGUCACAGAGAGAGGGGCAGGAGGAGCAGAGCUGAGAGACAGUUCAGAGGAAGAGCCCAGAGCUGAGAAAUUACAGAGAAGUGGGGGAGGGGUGGGCAGACAGUUCAUAGAAAAAGGGGAUGGGGCCCCAUAUGUGACUUUGUAUAAUGAAAAAGAUGAAUCACAUAAAAAUCUGCUUUCUAGCCUCUGGUGAGUAGAGCUUGAGCUUUGACUGGCAUGGGUCUCUCCGACCUUCAUCACUAUUCUAGGUUAAUGCUGGCGGGCAGAGAUGAUCAAUCAUCAUAUUAAACCAUAAUGAGCUUAUAAUCCUCCCACUGGAGCUGCUAUUGUCUCUUGCACAUUCAUUAGGACUAUUAUCUCCUCUCUUCCUUUUCCAAAUGUGUUCAGCAAACAUUCAACCUGCUCCUACUGAAAAGUAGUAGCAAAGACACCCCUCUUCUCCUUUGUGUGUGUGUGGGUUAUUUAGGAGUCAUGGGGGGGUCUACCUCAGGGACCAUAAGGAAGUGUUUCCAGGAUUUUUACCCAACCUUGACCCCCCCCCCCCCAUCUCUACAAACCAGAGCAGAGCAUCUAGGUCAGUUCAAGGCCAUAUGACCACUUUUUUGAACCAGGGUCAUAUGGGUUUCCAAACCAUUUUGGGGGUACUCUUCCCACCUAUCUGGAGGGAUUACUUUAACCCAAAUCUCCUUGUCAUCUUGGGUACAGCAGUUGCUCCAGGCAGAGAUUUCUCUUCCAGAUCUUUCGUUUCAUAGACCUCAUUAGGUAAUAGGGCCCUGAGAGUAGGUAUACUUGAGGGAGUACCAGCUGUUUCAACUUAGCUUUUUUCUGCACUAAUUAGAAUUGCAAGUGUCACAAGGCCUGGGGCAUUCAAGAUAGCACUGAACUAUCAAUAAGUUGGGUUAACUCUAUGGCAGAAACCAGAGGCCCUGUUCAUUACUUCUAUGCACUUACUGAAAAGGAAGACCGGAGCAUCAGACCAUAUAUGUCACAGGCCUAGAGUGGUUUGGGUAGGCAGAUAUCAUCAGCUAGUUGAUUGAUUAGGUUCAUGUUCAUACUGUUCCAAUAAAAGGGAAGCAAUUGUUGAUUUUCAGCCAAUCUGUCCUAUCUUCACUAAUGUGAUUCAAUAACUCUUUUAGGAUGUUUGGAUGUGUGCUUGAUCUUUACUUCACAGUACCCAGGAUUAGUCAAUACUUUAAGGAGCAAUGUGUAAGUUCUUCUUAGUAACAAUUUCUUGCUCUUUAGGAUAGAAACGGCUAAGUGUGUUGCCUAGGUGUAGGGAGAAUACUGCAUUCUAAGGACUGAUUUAAAGUAACCCUGCUCAGGUGGAGGGCAGUGUUGAUUGGGAAUAAAAGACUAAGAAGUCUCUACAUUUCUGUACAA
This is a messenger RNA of Erinaceus europaeus (western European hedgehog), 5110 nucleotides long. It is a transcript of the gene NCKAP1L, whose product is annotated as NCK associated protein 1 like. Gene Ontology annotation, cellular component: SCAR complex. Lineage: Eukaryota; Metazoa; Chordata; Mammalia; Eulipotyphla; Erinaceidae. The transcript is spliced from 31 exons. Gene Ontology annotation, biological process: cell migration; cell projection assembly; cortical actin cytoskeleton organization. The record is from RefSeq and is a predicted model, not a curated record. The coding region runs from base 249 to 3653 and encodes 1134 amino acids.